AUGGCAGGCCGUCUCUGGUAUAGAGGCCCUGAGUGGCAAGAAGCAUGGGACUAUUGGUUCAAGUGGACAGACGAGCAUCUCACAUCUGACGACCUUCGACCGUUGAUUUACACGUACGAUGAGCUGGGAGCCCAGGCCCUGGACCGCCUCGAUGAGAUAUCACCGCCAGCCAAGCCCCCUGCACCCAGCGAGAAAGGAGACAACUCUCCCAAGGAGAAGUCUCCCCAUAGAGACUUAUACGCCCUCCUCAAAGACAAUGCAAAUUCGGAUGAGAUACUGGGAAAACUCUGGACUGAAAUCAACACGAUUCCGGACUGGGUAGACUGGGCCCAGAUCGAACGCGGGCAAAAGGUGUUUGUCCGUUACGCCGGGCCAGCUAUCUUCUCCCUCACGUUCCAGUCCCUGGUAGGCGGCUUCGGCGGCCGCCGCGUGGUCGAAACCCUCGCCCGCACCGGCGGCUUCGGUGUCAAGGUCACCCGCCGCCGCCUCCUCGAGACGUUCCAGCACAUCCUCCAGGUGACCAGCGACCUGCCCUCGAUCCAGCCCGGCGGCGCCGGCUUCGCCUCCUCCGUCCGCGUCCGCCUGCUCCACGCCGCCGUGCGCCGCCGCAUUCUCGCCCUCACCCGCGAGAAGCCGUCCUACUACGACGUAGAGGCGUGGGGCAUCCCCGUCAACGACCUCGACUCCAUCGGUACCGUGUCCACCUUUUCCGCGACGCUCAUCUGGAUCGGCCUCCCGCGGCAGGGGAUAUACCUCACGGAGCAGGAGAAGGAGGACUACGUCGCGCUGUGGCGCUGGGUGGCGCAUGUGCUGGGCACGCCGACGGAGGCAUUCGAGAGCGUGAGCCGGGCGCGGGCGAUGAUGGAGUCGCUCAUGGUCUCCGAGAUUGAGCCCUCUGACACCUCGAGGGCGCUGGCGAAUAAUGUCCUGUCCGGGCUGUGCAACCAGCCGCCGUCGUACGUGUCGCGGGACUUUUUGGCGGCGGAGACGUACUGGCUCAACGGGGCGAAACUCGCGCGCGCGCUGGGGAUCGAGAGACCGCCGUGGUACUACAACCUGUUGGUCGUCGGGCAGUGCAUCUUCUUCAUGGUCAUGUGCUAUUCCCACCGUCUAUUUCCCGGGUGGGACGAGACUCGGAACAAGAAACUCCAAAAGGGCCUCUUCAACAUCACAAUCAACAAGCCCGAGCUCGGCGCCCUGGGCAAGGAGACGAACUUCGAGUUCCAGUACAUCCCGACCCUCGACAUGAUGUCCACCGAAGCCGCGAGCAGAACGUACCACCUCACCCAAAACAACGACAACAACAAGACCACCAACGGCAACGGCUCGUCCCCCGCCGCCGCGCGGGUGAGGCUCGUGCGCAAGACGGAGCGCCGCAACCUUGCCUCGCUCAUCCUGGCCUCCGUCGCCGCGGUGCUGCUGGCUUGGCUGGGUGUGAGGAGCGCCUCAGCGCUGUUUGGGAGCUUCGCCGGGAUGGCGCCGUCGGGCUGGCGUGCGGUGAUUUAG
Colletotrichum gloeosporioides is the source of this 1506-nucleotide messenger RNA. RefSeq lists its product as uncharacterized. The record is from RefSeq and is a predicted model, not a curated record. NCBI's taxonomy places the organism in Eukaryota, Fungi, Ascomycota, Sordariomycetes, Glomerellales, Glomerellaceae. Bases 1 to 1506 code for a protein of 501 amino acids. Gene Ontology annotation, molecular function: oxidoreductase activity. The transcript is spliced from 3 exons.